Messenger RNA from Ceratitis capitata (Mediterranean fruit fly), 1371 nucleotides. Its product is annotated as protein ABHD11. Gene Ontology annotation, cellular component: mitochondrion. The transcript has 5 exons. The coding region runs from base 422 to 1222 and encodes 266 amino acids. Lineage: Eukaryota; Metazoa; Arthropoda; Insecta; Diptera; Tephritidae. The record is from RefSeq and is a predicted model, not a curated record.
CAUUUUCGCAACAAUAUUGUAAGAUUUGGUUGUAGAUUUUUGGUCUGGAUUAUUAAAAUGUCUUACUAUGUCCUAUAAUUUACUGCAGAAAAUUUUAUUUCUUUUUCAGCGCUAUGGCAACUCCCCCAUAUCCGUCUUCUCUUGAUUUUUCUACUGUGUUGAAAUUUAUUAUUUUUCCAUUUUUUCUGCCUUUAUGUGAAAAGAUUUCGUUUAAACUGGAAAUGUCAAAGUUGUUGUUGUUCAGAUAAUAUUCCAUUGUGUUUAUAUUAGCUUUUAACGACUGGCAAUUAUAUUGAAGAAUCUUCUUUUUCAAUGUUAAUGUUAUUGUUGAUGCUGUCAACUUCUUGUUCUAUAAUUUUGUUGGUCAAAUAGUUGUUUUAGUGCGUGAAAAUAUUUCAAUUCUGUAGUUAGUUUGUGCUCAAUGCAUAGCUGUUGUGUCAUUUUGAACAGUUCAGAUAUUAUUUUCUCUAGUUCAGAAACUUUGUUUUCGUUAUAUUCCAUCUUUGAAAAAGCCGGUGGAGGGCGGGGUGUGUGCGUUGAUCGUUUGAUAUAUACAGUGGAUGCGAGAAAUCACGGCGACAGUCCUCAUACGUCUGAACAUAGUUCUGCCCAUAUGGUAAUGGAUGCUGUCGAACUAAUGAAAGAUAGAGGAAUUAAAAAAGCUUGUGUAAUGGGUCAUAGCAUGGGAGGCAGAGCGAUGAUGCACUUUGCUCUUAAGCACCCUGAGUUAGUGGAUCGGGCAAUUAUUAUUGAUAUAUCUCCUAUAGCAGUACCUCGAGAUUUUCAUCAGAUGGAAGAAAUAUUUAAAGCGAUGGAAAGUGUAAAUAUUCCUGCGAACUACUCCUUGGGUCAGGGACGAAAAUUAGCUGAAGAUCAAAUUAAAGAUGCGGUAGGAGUACAAGCUACCGUUGAAUUUAUAUUAUUGAAUUUGAAAAAGCGAGAGAAUGGAGAGUUCUACUGGAUCCCAAAUCUUAAAGCACUUCGCGAAAAUUUGAGAUUGUUUAACAAUUUUAAAGAUUAUGUAAAGUAUUUGCCGCCCUACAAAGGACCAGUGAUGUUUAUCUGCGGGAAUCAAUCCAAUUUUGUCGACCCCAGUAGUUGGCCGGAUAUUCAGCGAAUGUUUCCAAACGCAGAAUUACAUUGGCUCGAUGCGGGUCACUUAGUGCACUUUGACCAACCAGAAAAAUUUGUCAAUUUAGUAGUAGAAUUUCUUAAACGAUAAGCUCAAAUUUUGUUUCCUCAAAUUUCGUGUAACAAUUGUUUUUUAUCGGUAAAGAUCGGUUGUUCUUUUGUUGAGUUUCCAAAUAUACAUAUGCCGUUUAAAAUAUAAUAAUAUGAGCUUUCGAAAAUAAAAUAUUCGCCUCACUUUAA